ACAGGGCGAAACGCUGUCAAAAGAGUGUCCCAGCUAGCCACUCCGCGGAGUGUUGAAAACACAAGACCAAGUUGACACCUAUCCGGUCAGCUGUUUGAGAGUCAAACUUGGAAUAAUUUAAAAGAUCACAAGGAUAUCAUCAUCAUCAACAGUAGGAUUCAACGUAAACCAUAGCCACGUUACAAAGUUGCUAGCUUGCUACCUUCGUGUACCCAUCUUUUCGCUAGCUAGCACGAAUCAGCAAGCUAAUCUAAACCGCAGAAACAACUUGUUAGCGUAGGACUUUACAAUGGGAUCCAGAGCGUCCACAUUACUGAGAGAGGAGGAGAUUGAAGAAAUCAAAAAGGAGACCGGCUUUUCCCACAGCCAGAUCACCCGGCUCUACAGUCGCUUUACCAGCUUGGACAAAGGAGAGAACGGCACGCUCAGUCGGGAAGAUUUCCAGCGGAUUCCAGAGUUGGCCAUCAAUCCUCUGGGAGACAGAAUCAUCAAUGCCUUCUUUCCUGAGGGGGAGGACCAGGUCAACUUCAGAGGCUUCAUGAGGACGCUUGCUCACUUCCGUCCCAUAGAAGACAACGAGAAGAACAAGGACCCCACUGCCUCUGAGCCACUCAACAGCAGGAGCAAUAAGCUGCUCUUUGCUUUCCGGCUGUAUGACCUGGACAGAGAUGAUAAGAUCUCCCGUGACGAGCUGCUACAGGUCAGGAUGGGAAUGAUGGUUGGUGUGAACAUCUCUGACGAGCAGCUGGGCAGCAUCGCUGAUAGGACCAUCCAGGAGGCCGARCAGAACGGAGACAACUCCAUUUCCUUUAAUGAGUUCAUCAAGGUUGGAAACUUACAUUUUGUAUAUUUGGAAACAUGAACUAUUACCUAACCU
Messenger RNA from Salvelinus sp. IW2-2015, 877 nucleotides. It is a transcript of the gene chp1, whose product is annotated as calcineurin-like EF-hand protein 1. The record is from RefSeq and is a predicted model, not a curated record. Lineage: Eukaryota; Metazoa; Chordata; Actinopteri; Salmoniformes; Salmonidae. Gene Ontology annotation, molecular function: calcium ion binding. Gene Ontology annotation, biological process: positive regulation of sodium:proton antiporter activity. Gene Ontology annotation, cellular component: plasma membrane.